UAAACAGCACUUAGCUCAGUAACAAAUGUACCAACGGUGUAGAAAAACAUGUGCUGAAUGUCGGUGGUUGGGACAGUAAGACAAAUUCUACAAGUCUGUUGUUGUCCUACAGGGACCAAACACUUCCUACUGAUGUGUAACGUUAAAGCUGAGGAUGCUGGGGAAAUCCGCUUUGUAGCCAGGGAUGUUGAAUCUACAGCUUACCUUGAGGUAGAAGAACUCCCUCUUUCUAUUGUAAAACCCCUGCGAGAUCGAACAGCCCUGGAGAAACACCGCGUGAUCCUUGAAUGCACCGUUUCCACGCCUCGCUCCAGCGCAACCUGGUACAAGGGCAAGGAGGAACUGGUUCCCUCAGAUCGAUUGGAGAUCCUUGCCGACGGCUGCUCCCACAAACUUGUGAUCCAGCAGGUGGCUAUGGAGGAUGAGGGCACCUACAGCAUCGAAGUUGGAGAGCACACAUCCAAAGCCAAACUGAUGGUGGAAUCCCAAGCCCUUGUAAUGGUCAAAGAGCUCGAAGAUGAGGAGGUAACUGAGCCUGAGGCCGCAUCUUUCCAGUGUGAGGUGUCUGUCGACAUAAACAAGCCUCCCCUUUGGACUCUGAAUGGAGAGACCCUUCAGACGGGUCCCUCUGUCCGCCUGGAAAACCACGGGACGGUCCACAAACUCACCCUGAAAAACACCAGCAUGGACAUGAGUGGGGUGGUGAAGUUUACUAUGGGCAAGGCAAAGAGCAGUGCCACACUCACUGUAAAGGAAAAGUAGAGAGAGAGAGAAAAGCAAGUGACUCUGAGAGAAAGAAAGAAACUGACUGCAAAAAUUGGAAUUUCUCACGUCAUCUAAAACUUUUUAAAAUCCAAUUGUCAUGUUUGCAUAGCAUGUUCUGAAUUAAAUUUUCAAAUUGAAGGUAUUACAGACUAAGCUUUCAAAACCUAAUGCAUUUUAUUCAGUCAAGGUAUUCCUUCUUCUUUUUUUACUGUGUAGAUGAUAUUUAUUACCUGAUAAAGAUUUCUAAUUGACUUUAUAUUCUUGUAUUCUGAUGAAAAUCCCCCUAAAUAAAACACAUAGUAACAGUGGUUAAUAA
This is a messenger RNA of Cottoperca gobio, 1081 nucleotides long. Its product is annotated as obscurin-like. The transcript is spliced from 4 exons. NCBI's taxonomy places the organism in Eukaryota, Metazoa, Chordata, Actinopteri, Perciformes, Bovichtidae. The coding region runs from base 58 to 762 and encodes 234 amino acids. The record is from RefSeq and is a predicted model, not a curated record.